AGUUUUUGGGGGGGGAAGCAACCACCGGUAGACGUCAAAUCAUUCCAGUCGACCCAACCCUGUAAACCGACCCGCCAUGGCCUUUCGAUCCCCCGGGUCUCGCACGUCUCCACGGGUCCCGAAGCAAACCGUCGCGGAGGGACCGAUCUUCGAUUUUACGCUGGUCAUCGAAAAAACAAAGCCGGAGGACUGGAAGAAACGCAUCGCCGCCCUGCAGACACUGAUCUCGGAGAUCCCGACGGAGGACAACCAAGGCGGAGACGCCGGCUCCGACGACCCGUGGUAUCGCUCUGCACCGACGCUCCGGCACCUGGCGAUCCCCGUGUCGGACCUCCUGACCGACGCCCGAUCGACCGUGGUGAAGCGAACCUGCGAAUCGAUGAGCGAACUCUUUUCCAGGUGCGGAUCGGACGCCCGGUACCUCCUCAAGGACCUGAUGCCGGCCGUGUGCCAGGUGCACGCCUCCACCGUCCAGGUCAUCCGGAACUACGUCCAGGAGCUGAUCCUGGAGACCCUUCCGAAGGUUCCCUGCAAGAUGACGAUGCCCGUUUGGCUCGACCGUCUCAAACACGACAAGUCACGAACCGCGAGAGAGGCCUGUUCCCUCUAUCUGGCUUCGUCCAUGGCCAUCUGGGGGGCCGCGAGGGACGACAGCUUCGAACACGAAAACAGCGGGUACCUGACGCGGGAAAUCUACCUGCAGGUCGGAUCGACGCUGGUCCGGACGCUCCGGGACCCCUCGCCGCUGGUCCGGCAGAACUGCAAGAAAGGCCUCUCCGUCCUGGCGGCGCAGAACCGUGACGUCCUGAACGAGCUGAUCGCCGACAAGAGCCUGACCCGGGACAUGCGGACCAUCAAGCUGCUGCAGCGGCUGCAGGCGGGGGAGCAGGGGAUCGGCGACGACAUGAGCGUUUCCUCGAGGAGGAGCACCAGGAGCCGCGGCGGGGCGUCCGUGGCGAGCGCCCCCGUGUACCGGGGUGGCGGCAGCAGCAGCCGGAGUGUCCGGUCCACCCGACGGAUGGGGGCGCCGCCACGGGCCCGCCGGCGCUCGAUGGGAGGGGGCAUCGGGGAGUCCGGCCCGGUCCCCACCACGAUCGGGGUCAGGUCCCCCCGGUCGGGUGCGGGCGGAAGCAGCAGCUCCGGCGCGAUGGGGCCCCCCCGGCGGGUGGUCAACGGGGCAUCGUCGUCGUCCUCCACGCGAUCCAUGCAGACGGUCGCGAAACCAAAGCCGGCGAGCCUCUCCCCGGCGAUCCCCACAAGGGAACCGGCGUCCCCGGGCGGCAUGGCGCUAUCGACGCCGACGCAGAAGCUGCUGGGAACGACGGCCGAGGCCGCGACGCCCGUGACGCCGCUGGACCACGAGCUGGAAAUGACGAGCUCCAAGAACGGCGACGGCACCGAGGAGGAGCUGGUCGAGCUCCUCAAACACACCACCACUGCUGCCCCCGCCACGCCCAACAAGUCCUUCGACUCGACCGAGACGGACGUUUCGGUUCUGAGGCCGAUUGCGAACGCGGAGGAACUCCGUCUCCAGGCCAAGUCGAGGACGAUGCUGGGGGCGAAGACCAAGAGCCGGCGGUCCAGCAUCCUGCUGGACCGGUUGCUGCGGUCCGCCUCCAAGUUCGAUCCCGACGACGCGAACCACCAGAGCACCAGCACCGCCGGUGGCGGCGGGACCGCCGGGUGCGACCCCGAAAGGCUCGCGGGCAGCCUGAUGGGCCUGGACGUGGCGGACCUCGACGAAUUCGGCCAGAUGCCCUUCCACACCAAGAUUGCCUACGAGCUCGUGGAGGCGCACAAGCUGCACAUCGACCAGGUCAUGGAAACCCUCAAGGUGGAAAUGGACGCCCUCAAAGACUUUGAGCUGGUACUUCUGGAGCAGGGCCCGGUGCGGCCGACCGAGGAAGAGGUCGUGGAAUACUUCGAGAGCCUGGGGCUGUGCCUGGAACAGCGGAAAAAGGCGGGGGCCAUCUUGCAAAAGAAGAUGGAUCGCAUCAGCCAGGGAUAACAACGGAUGACUCAGUCGAGUAGUCCGUCAAACAAUAACGAAUGAAUGUUACAAAUGAAUGUUACACAAACAA
Pseudo-nitzschia multistriata is the source of this 2081-nucleotide messenger RNA. NCBI's taxonomy places the organism in Eukaryota, Bacillariophyta, Bacillariophyceae, Bacillariales, Bacillariaceae. The record is from the annotation of a GenBank genome assembly.